AGCUCUCCAUUACUUGCGAUCACCAUCGCCUACAAAGAAAGCACUUUACAACCCGACACCUAAAGCUUCUCGCGUUGCAAAUACCUCUUUAUCUUCGUUAUGGUGCUGGAUGAGCCUCAGUGACUGCUUAGUUUAUCAGAUAAAAAAAAUCCUCAUUGUCACAGAACCUACAAAUCUUCCUGAAUUUGAGGAUGGGUUGUUGUACCGGGCGCUGUGCUCUAAUCUUCCUGUGUAUCCUUCAGCUGCUUGCUGCUUUGGAGAGACAGAUCUUUGAUUUCCUGGGAUAUCAAUGGGCUCCCAUCCUAGCAAAUUUCUUGCACAUCAUUGUUGUUAUACUUGGCCUUUUUGGUACAAUUCAAUACAGACCUCGGUACAUUGUGGUGUAUGCUGUCUGGACAGCUCUAUGGGUCACAUGGAAUAUAUUCAUCAUCUGUUUCUAUUUGGAAGUAGGUGGCUUAUCGAAGGAAAGUGACCUUCUGACAUUUAAUAUAUCUGUGCACCAUUCCUGGUGGAGUGAGCAUGGUCCUGGCUGUGUUAGAAGAGAGAUGUCAAGCAACUAUGUGAAAAGUUUGGAUGGCCACUCCUAUAUCUCGGUGAUGGGCUGCAUUAUUGAUUACCAAUAUAUUGAGGUUAUUCACAGCUCUUCACAAAUACUGCUGGCACUCGUUGGAUUUGUCUACGCCUGUUAUGUUAUCAGUGUUUUUACAGAGGAAGAAGAUAGCUUUGAUUUUAUAGGUGGAUUUGAUUCAUUCUCCGUCUACCAUGUGCCUCAGAAACCCUCUCAUGUACUAUUAAAGCCAAUUUAUCUGUCGACAUAAGUGAAAAGAUUUUUCUACAACCAACUCUUCAGCGGACGAAGAUCACUGCAACAAGAGCAUGAAAUAACAAAAACACCAGCUCACCUGGUUCCAGUCAUCACAUUCCAAAACAAUUAACUUUUUCAAUAUUGCCUCAAAUUGCAGUCAUUUCUAAUAUAAACAUCUUUUCAGUCAAAUUGCCAUAAUUCCCCUUGUCUAGAUUGAUGAAAAUUUGCUCAUCUGAGAGGAGAGAAAAUGGGAAUUCAAGCAGUGAGUCUACAGUAGCACUUUGGGGAAUUGGUUUACAGAGUUAUUGAAGCACAUUAAGGAAAGAAACCCAGUUUAGUCAUUUUAUUAUUUCCCAUACUCUGAAAAUAAAGACAGUCAACUCUGGAGACUAAAAAAAGAUGGCCAAUUUUCUCUUCAAUUUGCUAAAUGGCUGUUCAUUAGAACUAUUAAUUUCCUUGGGAUAGAGAAAUAACAUUCUAUCCUGCCAGACAAUUAUUGUCUCUGAUUUACCAGAACAUUUAUUCAAAUUUGUUUAAACAAAUCUUCAAAUCUCAUUCAACUUUUCUUGUAUUAGAGUUUUUCACUAAUUUUUACUGUGAAUUAUUUUUUGAUUUGUGAUGUGUCAAAGACCUUAUUUGAUCUCACCUGUGCUGGCUUUCAGGCCUUGUUUCCUACAUACAAAAUCGCCCCCAUGUUAGGUGAUUUUUAGAAACAUAUUUGAUCGAAUCCUUUUCAAUUUUAAUAAUCAUUCUAAGCUAAAGAGUAAAUGGCUGACUGAGCUCAGAUGUAAUGUCUGUUUAACCACACUACUUCUGAAAUUCAAAAACUGAGUGUUAUUUCUUUGUAUAGUAUUGUUCACAGUAUCAGGAUGUUCACUGUUUGAAAUGUAGUCACUACUGUAAUGUGAAAAAAAUGUGGCAGCAAUUUUGUGCACAACAAGCUGCACAACUGCAGUAGUGAUAUUGGUCAGAUAAUCAGUUAUACUGAUGUUGGUUUUGAUGGAGAAAUGCUUUGCUGUUCUAUAUGGAACAUAAUGACCUUGGCAUCUAAGCCAGAGAGCAUAAGGAUUCUUAGUUUGACCUCACAUCUGAAGACAGCACUUCAAUCAAUGUUUUGGUCCCUUGGUAUAGGACUGGAAUGCCAGUUUAUAUUUUCAUCCACAAAUCUCUGGAGUGGGAUUUGAACCCCGAAUCUUCCAGCUAAGAGGCACAUGCUGCUAACCAAAUCAGAUUUGACACCAUAAGAAAUUUCAUUAUUUAUUAGACUGUAAAACCAGGUCUUGAAUAAAUGUCAAAGAAGUGUUAAUAUUUUUGAGGAUUUUAAUAAUUGUGAAGCAUUAAGAUAACAGCUGAUGUUUACACAAAAUUAAUAUUAGCACUUUUCCCUUUCCAUGGAAACUGCAUAACUUUGCAAAUUAAUUUGAAGGAAAACAUACUGGCUUGUGUUUAAUGUGCAUCAUUUAAUUCUGCCACCCCAUCCUGGAAGAGAUGGUAUACAAUCCCACAGUACUGCUGGCAAGAAAUAUAUUAUAUGUUUAAGUAUUUAUUAGAGCACUGAGAGAGGUGACGUUUGUAAGAAACAAUGAAAGAGGCAACAGUUUUAAAAAAUGCUAUCUGUUGGAGGGACAUGGUAGUGAAGCGGUUAGCAUAACACUAUUACAGCACCAACGACCCAAGUUCAUUUCCUCUGCUGACUGCAAGGAGCAUGUACGUUCUCUCUGUGGCCACAUGGGGUUUUCUUCAGGUGCUCUUUUUUACCCACAUUGCAAAGAUGUAUGGGUUAGUAGGUUAACUGGUCACAUGGGUAUAAUUAGAUGGCACAGGCUCAUUGGGCCAGAAGGGCCUCUUACUGAGCUGUCUCUCUAAAUAAAAAUAAAAUAAAGAAUUUAACACCACUGCAAAACUUCAAAAGUUUUAAUUUACUACCUUACAGUGGAAACUCAAUUCAUCUUAUCAAAGUCUUUCAUGCCUAGUCUUGUGAUCUACACUUAUACAGUGGCAUGCAAAAGUUCGGGCACCCCUGAUCAAA
Molecule: messenger RNA, 2834 nt
Organism: Mobula hypostoma (lesser devil ray)
Lineage: Eukaryota; Metazoa; Chordata; Chondrichthyes; Myliobatiformes; Myliobatidae
Product: sodium/potassium-transporting ATPase subunit beta-1-interacting protein 3-like
Exons: 7
Coding region: 192-818 (208 amino acids)
Biological process (GO): regulation of sodium ion transport
Source: RefSeq, a predicted model, not a curated record